AUGGUCGAGGACAACUCAACGAAACUUAGCCGUCCAACUACACCAGUCCGCGUGCGUCCGCCCGUCGUCCGUCUGGCCAAGGGAUCGCUGCUGUGGAGCGUCCUGUUCACCAUCAACUUAAUUACUGCGCCGCUGAAAGCCUACUUGUCCGAAUCCUUGCCAUGGGAUGUCCCUCUGGCGAUCAGCGCCAACGCCACCGAGCAAACGGCGGCCCUUCGCGCAAUCUACAACAGUCACAUGGAUUCGUCGCCCCCAACGAACUGGACGUUUGCUCGCCGAGGGCCCACCUACACGCUGCGGACGUCGCUGGCUGCGCUUCCCCUGCAUGCCAUCGCACCCGCCGACUGCAUCGACCUUGUCUUGCAGGCGUUUCCAGCGGCGGUGUUUUACGCUCCAAACAUGCGCCGCUUUGUGUGUGACAUCCUUGCGCGAAAUGCUUCCGACCGAGACUAUGCCCACAGCUCUCAAUGCUGUCAAGCACGGAUGGCGGGCAGCGUGAUCGCCGACAUCUGUCUGUGGUUUGAACUGCUUCCACCCAACGACGCUUCCCUGACGCCUGUGCCGCUGGCGUAUCUUGGGACGCACAACCGCGAAUCCUCUGCAUGGACAUGGUCCAAAUGGUGGGCGCGGUGGUUCUUGGUGGCGUUCAUGGUGCAUUUCACUUGGCGUCACUACUUCAAGCACGUCGUGGCGCUGUGGCGCAACUUAGAUGUCCAAACGAUGCUACAGGCGCAAAUGUCCCCGCGAUGUCUCCUCGCGCCCCACACGACGAUUUGCUUCCACGUCGGCGAUCCGUCGUCGAUUGUGUUUUGCCAUCCAUUCGUGGGCGCCAUGUUCGCCCUGGAUUUCGUCUGUGGCGCGGAAUACAUUGGUCUCGCCUGCGCUCGCGUGAGCCAGGUUGAAGACCUCGGACAAUUUUGCCUCGGGUGCCUCUACGGCUCGCGCGUCGUGUGGUUUGGGUACUGUGCGUUGCAAGUCGCAAUGUUCGUGAUGAAGCGGCUUCGUUUGAAUCGACGGGUCGCCCCCGUCGACUCGGGCAUCUUGGCCCUCGCAGCUGCAUGCUACGUUGGCCCUGUCUUUUAUGUGCUGAGCAAUACGUACGCGGCCAAGCUGUUCUACAUCAUGUGGUCGAUCCAGCUGCCAAAGGACCAAGACUCUGGCAUCGACGUCACUGCAGCAUGCGUCGCGACGGCGUCUGUUUUGGGCACGUUGCCGCUCACGUAUGGGUUGAUGCAGCCCUGGGUGAACAAAUGGUCGAGGCGCGGCCGCGUCGAAUGCGUGACCUUGGCUGUCCACCGAAAACGAUCGUCGGGACAAGCCCAUCGCCCGACGCUUGGGACGCCAACGUGGCUCGACUGGAAGCUUCGACUGGCCACGUUGUGCAGCCCACGACGACAGGAUCGCCGUCUCUCGGGCGAAAACGACCGGCAUGUGGGUGGAAGUGUCUACUUUGUCUAUGACGUCCAUCCGCGGUACAAAGUACAUCCCAUGGUGUGCCAACGCAGCACCGACUGCCUCAUCUCGGUCAAGUGUGGCGAUCGUGGCCAUGGCGGAAUCACGACCGUUCGGUUGAGUUUGUUCAACCACGUGGCGUUCCUGCACGACGAGCCAGCCCUUGCGAUUCAAACGUGCCCCGGGCAUCAUGACAACACGCACGCAGGCUAUUUCUCCACCGAAACGUGUGGCGCACACGACUCGACCCCAUCACUUCUCGACCAACCGAGCCCCAUUGUGUACCACCCACCGUCCACAGGCUGUGGUGUAUGGACAAUCUAG
This is a messenger RNA of Aphanomyces invadans, 1776 nucleotides long. RefSeq lists its product as hypothetical. NCBI's taxonomy places the organism in Eukaryota, Oomycota, Saprolegniomycetes, Saprolegniales, Verrucalvaceae. Bases 1 to 1776 code for a protein of 591 amino acids. The record is from RefSeq and is a predicted model, not a curated record. The transcript is spliced from 5 exons.